Molecule: messenger RNA, 3017 nt
Organism: Ilex paraguariensis (yerba mate)
Lineage: Eukaryota; Viridiplantae; Streptophyta; Magnoliopsida; Aquifoliales; Aquifoliaceae
Source: the annotation of a GenBank genome assembly
GUUACACCCAAUAUUUUCUCUGAGCGGCUUCCUCAGUCGUACAGGGGUAUUAUUGGUGUUAUGCCAACCCCUCAGUAUCUCGUGCGUAACCUCUCCUCCCAAUCCCAAUUUAUUAUUAACGCCCACCCAACGAGUAGGGUUGCCAAAACCCUAGAAAGCAGAAACCUCCUGAUUUUCUUCUUCACUCCAAGCAUUUCCGCUUAAAAUCUUUCAUUAUUUUUGUUACACCUGUUUCAGAUUUUUUGUUUUUCUGUUUUUCAGGAUACGGAAAAGGAACAGAAGCAGAUUUGUGCCUUCGUAUUUCGAUAACCACUGUUUCGUUGGUUUUCGUGAUUGUUUUUGUUUUGUUUUUUUGUUCUGAUGGGUGUUUUUGUGUUCUGAUGAAACUAGGGUUUCUCUGCCUACUCAGCGUUUCGAGCCUGUGAAUCGAACAUCACUGGUGAGUAUCAUAAAAAAGGAGGAAAUUUAGAACCAAAAAUGUCGUCACCAUAUCCUGUUCUUGACAAUCGUCCAAUUGAUCAGUGGAAGGUAACAGAGCUAAAAGAAGAACUUAAGAGACGUAAAUUGGCCACAAAGGGGUUAAAAGAAGAUCUGGUAAGGCGGUUGGGUGAAGACAUUCACAAUGAAAUUGAAAGUGCUAAGGGAAAUUCUGACAAUGGUAUUGAAAGUGCUCCACAAGAUGAGGUUCAGUCUGAAGAUUCAAGGACAGUUCCAGCUGUUGCCGAGACAACUAAGGACAUUAUGGAUCAUGGUGACAACACAAAUGAGGAUGUGGAUGUCGAUGGGGAUAUGCUUCAGGUUGACAUUGAUGUCAGCCGGGGGUCUUUGGAUAAGGAAAUAGUUUCAGGGGGGGAAUUAAUAGGUGGUUCUAAUUUGGCUGCCAUGGAUGGGAAGCAGGUAGUUCAAGUUACUUCUGUGGAAACCAGUGUCAUCGUCAGUGAGACCGUGGUGUCUGAAAUUGCUUCAGGUGGGCAAGAGUUGCAGAACAAUGAUAUUCAGUAUGAGAGUGGGGAAUCAAAAGAUCUGAUGGCGAAUGAGGAUUCAAAGGAUCUGCUGGUGAAUGAGGAUUCAAAGGAUCUACAGGUCGAUACAAAGCUCUGCUCAUCUGAUCUAAACAACCAGGUAUCUGAGGUCAACCCUGAUUUAGGGUUCCAUGUAAAAUCUGAUUCUUUUUGUAUUGAUUCUGUCUCAAUUAAUGAAAAGAAUGAACUGAAGGAUAAUAUAAUUGCUGAUGAUGUAAAAUUAGAACUGGAUAUUAAGCAUGAGAUGGUGCCAUCAUCCAGCAAUUAUGCCUCCGAUGGUGGCAAAUCACAUCCCAUGGAUGUUGAAGAGCCACAUGAGAACAAGGUAUCUACCGAAGAGACAAUUGACGAUAAUGUUGAAAAGGCAGAUAUAGGCAAGAAAAUUGAUAGUGGAAAUAUGUGUUCAUCAGAAAAAUUAAAUUUAGAUCGAAGUUCUGGAGAGGAUUCAAUGGAGGAGGAUGUGUUGGAGAGUAAACAGAUUGAUUCAACGCUUAAUAUUGACAUAUUGGGAGAUAGGGUUGACAAAAUUGAUGUGCCUGUGGUUGAUGAAGGUCUCAUUGAUGUUAUGGGAGAUGACUUACCCGCCGAAGAGAAAAAUACUAGUGUUGAAAGUAAGAAGGGUACUGCUGUGGGAUCUGUGAAAAGAAAGCUGCAUGACAAAGAAACACUUGUGAAUAAUGAGACUACAAAGAGGCAGCGCAGGUGGAACUCCGAAGGCCUUAGAGUUCCUGAACCACAGAGCAGUAAUGUUGUGGCAUCUACCACUCCUAAGGAGGCAUUUCAGCCUACUAUGAAAAACACCUUUUCUAGAUCUAACUCUACUGUUGGUGAAGAAAAGCCUAAGGAACGUGUUGUUCCCCCAUCGCCCAAGGCUCCGACAAAUUCUCUUAGAAUUGAUCGUUUUCUGCGCCCUUUCACCUUGAAAGCUGUGCAAGACCUUCUUGGCAAAACAGGUGCUGUUACCAGUUUCUGGAUGGACCACAUUAAAACCCACUGCUAUGUCACAUAUUCUUUGGUGGAAGAAGCUGUAGAAACUCGAAAUGCAGUGUACGACUUACAAUGGCCACCAAAUGGAGGACGUCAACUGGUGGCUGAGUUUGUUGACCCCCAGGAAGUUAAAAUGCGGGUUGAGGCUCCUCCACUGUCACCUGUGACUCCUGUCAGCACAGGUGCUAUCGUCCCUUUGACUUCUCCCACUAUUCAGCCCCAGCCAUCUCCCCGGCUACAGGUUCAGAGGCCGCAGCUUCCACCACCACCUCCUCUCCCACCUCCACCACCAUUGGCUAACCCACCUCCUGCAAGGGAACACCUUCCCCUGCCACCCCCACCUCCACUUCCUGAGAAAGUUGACCCUCCAAUUGUCACUCUGGACGAUCUCUUUCGCAAGACCAGAGCAAUCCCUCGCAUCUAUUACUUACCAUUGUCUGACGAACAAGUUGCAGCAAAGCUGAGAGCACAGGGGAAAAAAGUCGGUCAGUAGGGAUCAGGCUGUAAUUUUAAACCAAGCUGCUCAGCGGGGAUAUUCUAAUGGAUUGAUCAGUACGUAAUAGUGGUAAGAAAAUAUCAUAUAAUUGCAUAUUUGCAGGUCUGCAGGUGUUGCUUGUAUAAAGGAACUGUUUCGGUCAUGGUGGUGCCGGAGGAGCUGAUUCGUUGAUGGACUUUCGUUUUUCCAACGACUGCUUUGUGUUGAGACUGGAUUGAAGUUGUUCUUUGUACCCCCUGCAUUGAGUGGACCAAGUCAUCUUUGGUUCCUUUCAGUUUUUCUUCUAACUCGGAAUUUUAGGUUUGUUAAAACUAGAGUUUUCUGAGAUUCGCAUCCUAAUGAAUCAUGUCUCUCUAUGGAUCUGAUGGAUUAGAACAACUUAAAUUUGUUUCAAAGGUGUAGAAUCUGGAAAUUGUGGUACGUUCUAGUGCAAUGCAGUUCUGAUACUACCUUCGUUGUCAGUAGUCUAAUAUUUGGAUCCUACUUAUAGCUUGUUGAUUAGGAUGUUUCUU